GCAAGCACGUACGUCCCCCGGCGCAGGCACGUCCUCCAGCUCCUCGAUAGCGCCAUGCACGUGUCAAACGCUACUCCAACUCUUCGUUAGCCGCACGCACACCCCCAGAACAGGCACCUCCUCCAGGGCAGGCACUUCCGCUCCGACAUCACUUGUACACGGCACGCAUGGCCAGUGUUGUGCGUACUGCGGUCCUCAUUGCAGUUAUGUCUCUUGUGCUGCUAGUGAUCGUUCUGCUCCGUUUCUUACAGUUCCUGGGCAGGGUGUGGAGGCGUGGGGUGAAGGAAGGAGCUCUAAGGAGCGCAUCGAAGAGGAAGGCAGUAAAGGUCAGGGGUAAGAAAGGCAGCAUGGUGAGGCUGACCCCGUGUGGUUCAGAUGCCAACCGCGGGUGGAACAUGCCAAUGGGCCAGCAACGACUGACCCCGGUUGCAUACGUGCAUCUCCCAUCGUAUCUUCAACCACUUCCAGAUGACGACAUGGUGGAUCUGUCCACGACCGGCUCCUUUUCAUCGCAAUUGGAGUCGGACACUGGCGUCCGCCUCUCAACGUCUGCAACAGAGCCGACGGAGUGCUUCACCUCCCUAUCACUUGUUACACCAAGGGCUACGCGUGCGAACGUCAACACUCCGGCGCGUUCCACAGAGUCUACCGCAGGAGGGGAUGGCUUGCAUGGAGGAGGGGUGCGCAUCUGUGUCGGGAGUUCAGCUUUCCGGUCUCUUGGGAGCGGGUCAGCAUCAGUGUUCAACAACGAUGUGCCACGACAGCCCAGCACAACUCCUAUAGAGUCUGGCCGUGGAUCGGAGGGGCCUGCAAUGGGAAGGGGCAAUUAUGUUAUCCCAGACGAUAUGGAAGGGGAUGGCGAACCACCUGCAAGCCCCGCGGCACCGGCGCAGUCCGCCACUGGGCGUCCUGACGAUGUUGGGCAGGAGAGCACGGGGGUUGCAAGAGAGAAAGGUGAUGCAGACGCUGCGAAGGCGGACAGCGGACGGCGUGUAUGGGACAACCGUCAAUCUCUCAUUUUGAUCCACUGCAAGCGGGAUCAGGAGCAAUAUUUUGCAGGUCUCCCAUCGAACUUCGGGAGGAUGAAAUCAAAGGAUUGGAAGUGGCUGGACAUUGAAAAGCGUAUGGAGGCGCAAGGGGUGAUACGGGCAGCGUUAAAAUCUAAGGAAAGGAGAGACAACUUGAAGGGUUUCAAGUUCUUCCUAGAUCGUGAGUUAUGGGAUGCCAUUCGCGCUGGGCAGGACGACAACCAGACGAUCAACCCCACCAACCGUUUCACUGACACUGGCAAACGACCUGCUGACAAUGCGGACAGCGAAGGAGAGGAGGGAGAAGACAUGAGCACAGAUUGUGCUUCAGCAUCACAGGGGUCACGCCAUGGCAAGAAAAAAACGGCGCGGGAACAAACGUUUGCGGUGGUGGGGGAGGUGAUGAAGGAAUAUUCUACCGUUGUGGCAGAGUCCGUGGAUCGGGCAAGCAAGCGGCAAUGCGAAUUCAUGGACAGGCAGUGCACCGUGCUGGAACGUGAGCUUUACAUUCAUGAGUGGCAACUGCAACUGGCGGAUGUAGGACAGAAGCUCCUAUGCGACGCACUCAUGAAGAUCGCGGAAACUCUGUCGAAGCCGUGAUAAGCGCCCCUUCUGACGUGACUGCAGCAUCGGCCCUACCAUGCAAACUCCUCCUCUUGGUUCUUUUGCGUUUUUUUUUUUUUUUUUAACGUAGCAAUAAAAAUGCGUCCCACGA
Molecule: messenger RNA, 1743 nt
Organism: Chara braunii
Lineage: Eukaryota; Viridiplantae; Streptophyta; Charophyceae; Charales; Characeae
Source: the annotation of a GenBank genome assembly